This is a messenger RNA of Tripterygium wilfordii, 1959 nucleotides long. Its product is annotated as protochlorophyllide-dependent translocon component 52, chloroplastic-like. Gene Ontology annotation, molecular function: chlorophyllide a oxygenase activity; 2 iron, 2 sulfur cluster binding. The record is from RefSeq and is a predicted model, not a curated record. Bases 119 to 1735 code for a protein of 538 amino acids. NCBI's taxonomy places the organism in Eukaryota, Viridiplantae, Streptophyta, Magnoliopsida, Celastrales, Celastraceae. The transcript is spliced from 7 exons.
GCGCUGAACACUCAUGGCCACAAGUUUAGUAGUUAGUACGUUACCCUUUUCAUCCACAUUCGCAGAAACUCCCUCUAUUACUCUUAAUUCUAUCGUUUAAGCACUAAAAGAGGCGACCAUGGAAGCUUUCAGGUCCUCCUCUGCUCCAUCACUUCAUACAUGCACAACACUGCAAAAAACCCAAUUCCUCAAACCCAUGUUCUUGAAUUUUCAGUUCAACAAGAUACCCAGUUCAUCUCUCUCAUCAUUUCACAAGAACAUCUCAAGAUCUAAGCUUUUCACUACCAUAUCAUCGUCGUCAACACUUUCAACUGAACAGAUAGAUCCUCCACAAUCAGAGCUUGAAACUAAGAGUAAAGAAGAGAAAUUUGAUUGGUUUUCACAGUGGUAUCCAGUUAUGCCUGUUUGUGACUUGGACAAAAGGGUGCCACAUGCGAAGAAGAUUUUGGGUCUUGAUGUGGUGUUGUGGUGGGACAGAAAUGAAGGUGCAUGGAAGGUGUUUGAUGAUAGUUGUCCUCAUAGGUUGGCCCCAUUGUCUGAGGGGAGGAUUGAUCAAUGGGGAAGGUUGCAGUGUGUGUACCAUGGUUGGUGUUUUAAUGGCUCUGGAGACUGCAAGUUCAUCCCUCAAGCUCCCACAGAUGGUCCUCCGGUCCACACCUUCAACAAAGCUUGUGCCACUGUUUAUCCAACUACGGUGCAGCAUGACAUUGUAUGGUUUUGGCCAAACACUGAUCCUCAAUACAAAGAUAUCAUUUUGAAGAAAAAACCGCCCUACAUCCCUGAACUGGAUGAUCCCUCAUUUACUACAUUAAUGGGGAACAGAGAUAUUGCUUAUGGGUAUGAGGUGUUAAUUGAAAACCUUAUGGACCCUGCUCAUGUUCCAUAUGCACAUUAUGGACUAAUGCAAACUAAAAAGCCCAGAGUGAAGCUUGACCGGGAAGGUGGCAGGCCAGUUGAAAUGGCUGUGAAGAAGUUAGACAUAAAUGGUUUCAUAGGAAAGCAAGAGUUCGGUAGCAGUAAAUUUAUUUCUCCUUGUAUUUUCUAUGCAUAUACUGAUCCUAUUGUGGAUCAAGGUAAUGGAUCUGCAUCGUCAGCCGGAAACAACAAGGUGGUGUCACCAAAGCAGCGGAGAUCAGCCUUAAUUUUUCUUUGUGUUCCGGUUAGUCCAGGCAAUAGCAGAUUGAUAUGGGCAUUCCCGAGAAACUUUGGAAUUUGGAUCGACAAAAUUGUUCCAAGAUGGAUGUUUCAUAUCGGACAAAACCUGAUUCUGGAUUCUGAUUUGUAUCUUCUUCACGUUGAGGAGCGCAAGAUAAUGGAUGUUGGCCCCGGUAAUUGGCAGAAAGCUUGUUUUGUGCCGACAAAAUCAGACGGCUUCGUGGUUGGUUUCAGAAGGUGGUUAAACAAGUAUGCUGGUGGUGGAAUUGAUUGGAAAGGCAUGGCUCUUCCCCCAACUCCGCCCAGAGUCCAGCUGAUGGACAGGUACUGGUCGCACGUUGUGAACUGCACCAGUUGCAGAUCCGCAUACAAGGGCCUCAAUGCACUAGAGGUCAUACUGCAGGUCAUCUCCUUUGUUUCCAUUGGAGUUGUUGCAGCGAUCAAGCAGAACGUAAUAUCAGCGGCUACGAGAACUGGUUUGGUCGUGUUAGCAGUGAUAUGCUUUGCAGCUUCAAGAUGGUUGGCUGACUUUAUCUACAAGAAUUUCCAUUACCAUGACUACAAUCAUGCUUUUCGCUAAUAUAUACGUCUCACUAAUACUGCGAGUGAAAGUACUGUAUCAAAGAAUGUAAAUGUGUCGAUCCUCUUUGUAAAGAGUAUGAUGAAUGUUAAUUGAACAUAAAUGACAGAAUUCGGCCCAGCCCUGCAGGGCAGUAGGACUGUCCUUCCUAGCCCAUUGGGCCUUUUGCGCCUUGAAAGAAGGCCUGCCUUCCCUACGGGCCUUACUACUCUUUUGUUGUUUCA